Messenger RNA from Oncorhynchus gorbuscha (pink salmon), 3894 nucleotides. Its product is annotated as proteasome adapter and scaffold protein ECM29-like. Gene Ontology annotation, molecular function: molecular adaptor activity. Lineage: Eukaryota; Metazoa; Chordata; Actinopteri; Salmoniformes; Salmonidae. Gene Ontology annotation, biological process: proteasome assembly. Gene Ontology annotation, cellular component: nucleus; cytoplasm. The record is from RefSeq and is a predicted model, not a curated record.
UUACCGUUAAAACGUUUUGCUACGACAUGGAUUAAUGAAUCCACCCCCAGGGUGACAACGCCGAUGACUUUCUAUGAACAUGGCGGCUCAAGAUGAACUCAAUCAACUGGAGCGAGUUUUCUUGCGUUUGGGCCAUGCAGAGACUGAUGACCAACUCCAGGACAUUAUAUCCAAGUUCCUGCCCCCGGUCCUCCUCAAACUGUCCAGCGUCCAGGAGGGAGUCAGGAAGAAGGUGAUGGAGCUACUGGUCCACCUGAACAAGAGGAUAAAGAGCAGACCUUUGAUCCAGCUACCAGUAGAGACCCUCCUGGUUCAGUACCAGGACCCCGCCGCAGCGUCCUUUGUUACGAAUUUCACCAUCAUUUACAUCAAGAUGGGUUACCCUCGACUGGAGGUGGAGAAACGGUGUGAGCUGGCACCUACUCUGCUGACUGCUAUGGAGGGCAAGCCUGAGCCCCAACAGGAUAGCUUGAUGCAUCUCCUGAUCCCGUCCUUGUAUCACAUGAAGUACCCAAAGGACUCUUCCAACACUUCCAAGAUGGCCUCUCCCUUCAUCCUGAUGGAGAAACCCAAGACUGUCCAGUUACUGCUGGAGUUCAUGUUGGACGUACUGCUGAUGCCCUACGGGUUUGUCCUGAACGAGCCUCUCACUCGCCCAGCUCCCUCGUCCCCUCAGGGUAGCUCUGGGGCAGCGGCGGCCGGACCGGGCCUCCCCCAGCCGCCUCCAGGGAUGAGCGUAUACGCUGCCAAGAGGGUCAUCGGAGAGGCCCAGUGGAGCCCAGAGCAGCUGGAACAGUGUAAACUCGGCAUAGUGAAGUUCAUCGAGGCAGAACAGGUACCGGAGGUGGAGACGGUCAUACACCUGGUGGUUGCCUCUAGCGACACAAGACACGGCGUUGCCACGGCCGCGGACCUGGAGCUCAAGAGCAAGCAGAGUAUCAUCGACUGGAACAACCCCCUGAUCGUCAACAGGAUGUACAAGGUCUACCUGGGAGACAUCCCCCUCAAAACUAAGGGGGCCAGUCUGAAGAGGGAGCUGAAACAUGAGCCAGUCAGCACCAGAGUCAAGAUGAAGAUCCUACCACAUCUCUUACUCCGCCUCGCGGCUGAGUGCUUCCCGGCCAACAUACAGGUGGUGUACGACGGUCUGUUUGGCGCCAACACCAACAACAAGCUGCUCUCUCUUACGCUUCAGUUUGUUCACCACAUCUGUCAGGUAUGUCCUGACACCAACAAACCACUGGGUCUGAUGCUGCUGAAUGGCCUCACCAAGCUCAUCAACGAGUACAAGGAGGAUCCUAAGUUGCUGUGUAUGGCCUACUCUGCUGUGGGGAAACUGUCCAGCCGGAUGCCCCAACUCUUCACCAAAGAUAUCGCUCUGGUCCAGCAAUUCUUUGAGGCCAUGUGCAAGGAGGAGCCUGAUGUCCGUCUAGCCAUCCAGGAGGCUCUGUCUAUGAUGGUGGGAGCCUACGCUAACCUACAGGGGGCGCUACUGAACCUGAUGGAAGCCCUGGUGGCAGCCUACAUGGGCAAGCCUGAAGUGCAGGUGCGUCAGGUGGCAAUGAAGUACGCCAGCACGGUAUUCGCUCCUGAUCACGUGCCCUCCAGAUACUUGCUCCUAUUGGCUGCCGGGGACCCGAGAGAAGAGGUGUGCAGCGAGGCCCAGCGUGUCCUGAGGGCUCUGCCUGCUAAGAACUCGGAGAAAGAGGGCCGUAAACCCAUGCCCUCAUUCCCUGACAUGGUGGCCUACAUCCAGGAGAAGGCUGCUCAGAGGAUGAAGACGCCGGCUAAAUACACCGUGGGGACGCACACGCUCCCCUUCAACCCUUCUGCGUUUGGAGAGAUCGUGCUGUACCUGCGGAUGUGUCUGGCCCACAGUGCCGGGGCCACGCCCGUCUCUAAGAGCCUGGCGGACAUGCAGGACGACGCGCCUGCCAUCGGACGCUACACGCUCGCCCUGCUCUCCAACGAACCCCUGACCUCCCCGUCCUCCACUGGAACCAAGGGGGCAGAGGUCAACCCUGUGCAGGUCUACAUGGAGCUACUGCAGCAGCUGCUGUCUGCUGUAGGAGGAGUCCCUGUGAUGUACUGUCUUCUGGAGGUGGUGUCUGUCUGUCCUGACAACCUGGCUCCCAUGUUUAUCCACAAGAUCGACUGGAUCAAGAGUCUAAUGAACACCAACAAGGAGGACCUAAGGGAGCUAGCAGCUCAGCUCUACGCUGUGGUGGUGUCCACCAUGUCAGGAAACGAGCUGAAGACUGCCGUUCAGACACUCAUCAAGAUCACUAAAGAUACACACAGCCCCGAGACCCAGCACGGAGCCAUCAUGGCGCUGGGCUACAUGGUGGCCAGGUACAUGAGCAAGAGGAAGUCCUUCGCUAACGGAGACUCCGCCCUCAUCCGGGAACAGAGGAUGAACGACACGCCCAAGGAGGACGAGGAGCUGGUCGCUAUAGCAACCAAAGCCAUCGGCUCUUUCCUAGACAGUGGUUCCCCUCUGCUGGCUGUCGCUGCCUGUACGGCCCUCGGGGAGAUCGGGAGGAACGGGCCUCUGCUCAUCCCUUCAGAAGGAGAGGGAUUCACCAAACUAGCAGUGGUGGAGAAGAUGCUGGCUCGCAUCCCCUCUGGGAAAGAGACCCUCAAGAUGAAGGAGAGAGCCAUCCAGACUCUGGGUUAUCUACCAGUGGGAGAUGGAGACUUUGCCCACCAGAAGAAGCUGCUGCAGGGGCUCAUGGACUCUGUGGAGGCCAAACAGGUAGAACUACAGUUUACAGUAGGUGAGGCCAUCACCAGUGCUGCUAUAGGGACCAGUUCUGGAGCUGCCAGGGACCCCUGGACCUGUACUGAGGAACAAUACAGUCCCCCAGACAAUGUAGAGAGUAACGAUGUGGUUCCGUGGGUGCUGAACUCUAUCCUGGCUAAGUACAUCCCAAGUCAAAACCCCCACGUCAGACAGGCUGCCUGUAUAUGGCUGCUCUCUCUGGUGAAGAAGCUGCACCAGCACAAAGAGAUCAGGUCUCACCUGAAGGAGAUCCAGACGGCGUUCAUCUCCAUCCUGUCAGACCCUGAUGAGUUGAGUCAGGACGUGGCAUCUAAAGGUCUUGGUCUAGUCUAUGAGAUGGGAGGAGAGGGAGACCAGCAGGAGCUGGUGUCUACACUGGUCGAAACACUGAUGACUGGCAAGAGGGUGAAGCAUGCCGUCUCGGAGGACACAGAGGUGUUCCAGGGAGAGGCUCUGGGGAAAGCACCGGACGGACACGGACUCUCCACCUACAAGGAGCUGUGCUCAUUGGCCAGUGACCUCAACCAACCGGAUCUGGUCUACAAGUUCAUGAACCUAGCCAAUCACCACGCCAUGUGGAAUUCCCGCAAGGGAGCAGCGUUUGGGUUCAACAUCAUAGCAGCGAAGGCAGGAGAGCAGCUCGCCCCCUACCUGCCCCAGCUGGUACCACGUCUGUACCGAUACCAGUUUGAUCCCAACCUGGGCAUCAGGACGGCCAUGACCUCCAUCUGGGAUGCUCUGGUCACUGACAAGAACAUGGUGGAUAAGUAUCUGAAGGAGAUCCUCCAGGAUGUGAUAUCUAACCUGACCAAUAACAUCUGGAGGGCCCGGGAGUCCGCCUGCCUCGCUCUCAACGACCUCAUCAGAGGACGCAACGCCGACGACCUCAUCGACCACCUGGAGGAGAUCUGGGAGACCCUGUUCAGGGUUCUGGACGACAUCAAGGAGUCUGUCAGGAAGGCUGCUGAUAUAACCCUCAAAACACUGAGUAAGGUGUGUACUAGGAUGUGUGAGUCGUCAGGUUUAGCAGCCCAGAGGACUGUAGCUGUUCUGUUACCAACCCUCCUGGAUAAAGGCAUCGUCAGCAACGUGCCUGAGGUCCGCUCUCUCAG